Molecule: messenger RNA, 1028 nt
Organism: Punica granatum (pomegranate)
Lineage: Eukaryota; Viridiplantae; Streptophyta; Magnoliopsida; Myrtales; Lythraceae
Source: RefSeq, a predicted model, not a curated record
CACACUUAGCGGAGUCGCUCAAGAUUAUUUCGAUCUAAAACAGGGUAAAAGAGAAAAGAUAUCUACCGGACGAGGCUUAUUCUGGUCAUUGUUGACCAUCUAGAAAAGCAGUGUGGACCUGCUAGAAGAAUGGAAAUGUCUAUUGCUUAGCCAGUCCAUUGUGGAGUGCUAUGUCACCCGGUGGAUUUGUCAAUAUAAAUCUUCGCAAUUUUCAUCGUCUCUGCAUACCAUCAGAGCUUUUUGAGCAUUACAAUCCUUUUCUCAGCACAUCACGCUUGACAUUUCUCCUUUCUCUACCACAAGAAGCAAAAAUGGCCGUCACCUGCUUUACCCAGGAGCUCACAACUUCUAUCGCUCCGUCGAGGAUGUUCAAGGCUCUCGUCCUCGACUCCCACAAUCUCAUUCCCAAGGUCGCCCCUCAGGGUAUUAAGAGCAUUGAGUUCGUUCAAGGAGACGGUAGCGCUGGAAGCAUCAAGCAGACCAACUUUGCCGAUGGCGGUCACUUAAAGUGGUUGAAGCACAGGAUAGAUGCGGUUGAUGCAGAGAAGCUUGUGUGCAAGUACACCCUGAUCGAGACCGACAUUGCAUUCGACAAGAUUGAGUCUGUGGUGUACGAGGUGAAAUUCGAAGCUUCCAGUGAUGGUGGGUGCGUGUGCAAGAUGAACAGCGAGUAUCACGUCAAAGCUGGUGUGGAGCUGAAGGAGGAGGAGGUCAAGCAGGGCAAGGACAAGGCCAUGGGGCUCUACAAGGUUGUCGAGGAUUACCUUUUGGCCAACCCCGAAGCCUAUGCCUAGAAUGAGUGUGUUUUUUGGUUCGUGUAACACACCCUCCUAUAUUGCCGAAUAUACUAUUCACACCGCCUUUUUCUUUUUGAGUUUUUUUUUUCUCAUUCGGAUUGUAGCUUGCCUUGAAGGAUCGAGGCAAAUGCAUUAAUAAAUUGUACUGUUUUCGUUUACCGCAAGGUUGUUUGAUUACUGUUGGAUCAUUGUCACUAGAAAUAUAUAAAAUCAGAUCUGUUAUUUGCUUCA